AUGGAUGAAGGAUCGACAAUGACAAUAAUAGAUGCGAAUAUUGCUCGAUCUGUUGGGGUUGAAGGAUUAUGCAGCCCGAUAAAUAUAUCUUGCAUCAACAAUAUUCAAGAUUCGAACCCAAAUAGUCAAAAGGUUGAUAUAGGAAUCGGUGCUUUAGAUAGCUCUGUAGUAUACAGGAUAUCAAACGUUAGAACUAUUGAAAAUUUAACACUCUUUUCACAAACUCUUAAAGAAGAAGAUACGAGAAAUAUAAAACAUCUAUCUUAUUUGCCAGUAGAGUAUUAUACAGAUGCUCGACCAUCAAUACUUCUCGGUCAAGACAAUUGGAACUUAAUAACUAAUAUACAAACUCGGAGUAAUACGAUUGGACAACCCGCGGCAUCAUUGACUAAGUUAGGAUGGGUAAUUCACGGUAGAUUAUCAUCUAGAAGAAAGAAGCAAAUAAAUCAAGAAGUUUUCCACAUUCAAAAUCCAAAAGAAGAAUUCAAUAAUCAUAUAUCUGACAUAGAUUUAAACCGACUAGUAAAAUUUCAUUUCACUUUCGAGAGUAUAGGAGUAACUAACUUUAAACGGAAGAAUAAAUUAGAAGACAGAGCAGAACGAAUACUUGAAUCUACUGCAACUUAUUUGGGUGAUCGAUGGGAAGUGGGUCUUCUAUGGAAAUAUGAUGAUAUAAGACUACCAAAUAAUCGAGAAAAUGCCGCUACUCGUUUGAAAUCAUUAGAGCGAAAGAUGGAUAGAGAUGCUGAAUAUGCUGAAAGGUAUUGUGCACAAGUUGAUCAUCUAGUGACAUCGGGAUACGCCAUUAUAUCCAAAGCUGAAAAUGACGCAAAGAUUCCUUCUUGGUAUUUACCUCAUUUUGGAGUUGUAAAUUUAAAGAAAUCUAAGAAAAUUCGAUUAGUUUUUGACUGCGCAGCAAAAACUCUAGGGAUAUGUUUAAAUGAUAACCUUUUAGUUGGUCCUGACUUAACAAAUACUCUAUUUGGUGUUUUGAUUCGAUUCAGACGAGGAAAGAUUGCCAUCAAAGGUGAUAUCCGAGAAAUGUUUUUACAAGUGAAAAUUAGAAAGGAAGAUCAACAUGUUCAAAAAUUUCUCUGGCGUGGAAUGGACCGUAGCAAAGAACCAGAUACUUAUAUAAUGACUUCAAUGUUAUUUGGAAGUGCAUCAUCUUCAUAUACUGCUCAAUAUAUAAUGAAAAGAAACGCAAUUCAAUACCAAUCCGUGUGUCCAGUUGCCGUCAACGCUAUCUUGGAUAAUCACUACGUCGACGAUUAUCUUGACAGUUUCGAUACGUUACAAGAUGCUGAAGAAUGUAUAAAUGACGUGGCGAGUAUUCAAAAUGAAGCUGGGUUUGAAAUUAGAAAUUGGGUUAGUAACGAACAAUUGUUGAUCAAAUAUUUAAACAAGACCAAAGGCAAUGAAGAAAACGUGGACCUAUUAACGAAUGAGGGAAUAACAGAAAAAACUCUUGGUUUAGAAUGGAACACUAAAAAAGAUUUACUCACCUUUGGAUUCGAUUCAAAAAAUAUUCCAACGGAGAUACUUGAAGGACAGAGAAAACCGACUAAACGAGAAAUGUUACGCAUCAUUAUGUCAAUCUUCGACCCCUUGGGAAUAAUUCUUCCCUUCAUCAUACGAAGUAAAAUAUUGUUUCAAGAUAUAUGGAGAAGUGGAAUUAAUUGGGAUGAACAACUAAAGGAUUCGGAUUUUAUUAAUUGGAGAGGAUGGAUUAUCAAUUUGAAUCAAAUGGGAAACUAUGAAAUUCCUCGAUCAUUUACAAAGAAUCAUGGGCCCUCGAUCAAUACUGAACUCCACAUAUUCACAGAUGCUAGUGACAAAGCAUAUUCCUCAGUAGCAUAUUUACGUACAGAACAUACUUGCGGAAAAGGUAAAAUCCAUCUCAUUUCCUUCAUAGCAGGAAAAGCAAGAGUCGCUCCAUUAAAACCAGUGUCGAUUCCUAGAAUGGAACUCCAAGGAGCAUUACUGGGAAGUAGAUUAGGAGAUAGUAUAUUAAAGGAAAUAAAAAUGAGAAUAAAUAAAAGAAUAUUUUGGUCAGAUUCUCGCACGGUAUUAGCUUGGAUUCACGCUGAUCCAAGAAAAUACCAGUCAUUUGUGGCACAUCGUUUAGGAGAAAUUGACGAACUAACUAAUCCCGAAGAAUGGAGAUGGAUACCCACUAAAGAAAACCCAGCCGACUGCGCUACGAGAGAUAAAACGAAUAUAAUUACAAUCAUGAACAAAUGGUUACACGGACCCAAUUUCCUUUCUUUAGAAGAAAAUGAAUGGCCGAAACAAUUAGAAAGAAAUCACAAUGCUGAACCAACGAUUGAAAUCAAAAAGGAAUUUUUAGGAAUGAUAAAGAAAACAAAUGAAUUCGAGACUCCAAACAUACUACGAUUUAGUAAAUGGUUACGAUUGAUUCGUGUGAUGGGACUCAUAUUGAAAACAGCUCAGAUUUGGCAACGAAAGAAAACAAGAGAAUUAACCUAUGAAGACUUAAAAAGUGGAGAGAUUUAUCUAAUAAAAAAGGCUCAACAAGAAUGUUUCCCCCAAGAAAUACAAGCUCUAAAAAACAAACGACCUAUACCUACAAACUCUCGAUUAAAAAACCAAACCCUAUUCAUAUCUGAACAUGGAGUAAUAAAGAUACAAGGAAGGAUAAAUCUUGCCGAAGAAACUAUAGAAUCUAAAAAGAAUCCUAUAGUAUUGGAUGGGAAACAUCAUCUCACACAUUUAUUAAUUCAACACUAUCACGAACGAUUUCAACAUGGAAACACCGAAACAGUAGUAAACGAACUCAAACAAAGUUAUUGGAUUCUCAAAAUACGUCCUACUACUAAAUCAAUCAUCUCGAAAUGUUCCAUGUGUCGACUCCUCUGGAAAAAGGCGGAACAACCGAGAAUGGGGGAUCUACCAGCCGCAAGAUUGGCGCAUCAUUGCCGCCCGUUUUCUUACUGCGGAAUUGAUUAUUUCGGUCCUUUACUAGUAACUAUUGGACGUAGACGAGAAAAACGUUGGGGAGCCUUGUUUACAUGCCUGACAACAAGAGCUGUCCACCUCGAACUAACAUCAUCUCUAUCAACAGAUUCGGCUAUUAUGGCGCUGCAAAGAAUGAGCAACCGCCGUGGAACCCCACUAGAAAUCUUCUCCGAUAACGGGACAAAUUUCGUCGGAGCAAAUACGGAAUUAAAAAAAGCGAUUAAGGAAAUUGAUUUAACAAAAUUCAACGAGAUGGUGACAAAUAUGGGAAUACAAUGGAAAUUCAUACCUCCUUUAACACCACAUAUGGGUGGAAGUUGGGAAAGAUUGGUGAGGAGCGUGAAGAAAUCUUUAGCAGUGAUACUUAAGGAAAGGGCACCAAAGGAAGAAAUUCUAAGAACAGUAUUGACGGAAGCCGAACAUACAGUCAAUAGUAGACCAUUAACGAAAGUAUCAACUGAUCCACAUGAUCCGGAAGCAAUCACUCCUAAUCAUUGGCUUUUAGGAUCAUCUUCUGGAACAAUACCUUGGGGAGAAUUCAGAUCGGAGGAUCUCUGGUGCAAAAAACAGUGGAGAACAGCACAAAAAUUGGCCGACAUGUUUUGGGGAAGAUGGUUGAAAGAAUAUCUCCCGGAGUUAAUUGUGAGAAAGUGUUGGAAUCAUGAUGUAAGAAAUCUAGCUGUAGGAGACGUUGUAUUAAUCGUGGAUUCAACAACACCUAGAAACAACUGGCCAAGAGGCAAAAUAACAAAAACCUAUCCAGGCAAAGACAAUCGUGUGCGGGUUGUGGAUGUUUUAUGUCGAGGAAAAAAUAUGAAACGAGCUGCCAACAAAAUCGUGGUGUUGGUCCCAUCAGAUUUGGGUACGGAGGGACUAACCCCCCGUACCGUUGGGGAGAAUGUUGGCGACGAGAACACUAUACCUUGUGAAAAUCCAUCAAUGGAAGGGGACAAGGAAAAGGAGGAAGAAGGGGAAGCGAGGCUGGAGAAAAGUGUCGAAAAAGGCCUACAGGUCAGUGACCCUUGA
Molecule: messenger RNA, 4005 nt
Organism: Leptopilina heterotoma
Lineage: Eukaryota; Metazoa; Arthropoda; Insecta; Hymenoptera; Figitidae
Exons: 1
Coding region: 1-4005 (1334 amino acids)
Biological process (GO): DNA integration
Molecular function (GO): nucleic acid binding
Source: RefSeq, a predicted model, not a curated record